ACUGCAGCAUUUCAGAGCCUGGUGGGCUCCAUGCUCCUUCCAGCAGUCCUGAAAACUUAAAAAGCUUUAGUUUGCAGCUGAUCAUUGGCAAAAGUUUCCCUAUGGCGCAGCAAUGUGGGGGAGGCUGGCUCAGCUCUGUCCCUUGAUGCUGUCCAUGUGCUCAGUGGCUUUAACACCAACCCAGGCCAUGGUGUGCAGGGAACUCCCAGCUCUGCCUUCCCACAGAAGGAGCAGCAGAGAUGUUAAUUCUCCAGCUCCUGUUGACUGUCAGCUGAGCCAGUGGUCAGGAUGGACUGAUUGCUUCCCUUGCCAAGAGAAAAAACACCGGCACCGGCGGCUGGCGCGGCCGGCGGAGUUUGGAGGGCAGAGAUGCGCCGGGCACCUCUGGGAUGAGCAAGCCUGUCGAGCUGAGACAACCUGCUCAGGGCCACCAGGGUGUGGGCAGGACUUCCAGUGCAAGGAAACAGGGCGCUGCAUUCAACAGCAUCUCGUGUGCAACGGAGACAGAGACUGCAGAGAUGGGUCUGAUGAGGAUAAUUGUGAGGAUGAAGAUAUUGAAAACCCUUGUGAACAUCUGUUCCCAAUCCCAGGGGUGGAAAAAAUAGUCCAAGGAUACAACAUCCUGACACAGGAGGGGAGGCAGAACGUGUACGACCCUGGGUUUUUUGGAGGGCUCUGUGAGUACGUGUACAACGGGGAGUGGCGGGAGCUGCGGUACGACGCCGCCUGCGAGCGCCUGCACUACGGGGACGACGAGAAGUACUUCCGCAAGCCUUACAACUUCCACGACUACCAGUUCCUGGCCCAUGCUGAUUCUGGAUUUGCUUUUGAGUUUUACGAUGAUUCAAAGGACCUGCUUGACGCCCUUAAAAGUGAUAAAUCCAAAACAACAGGCUUCACCAUUGGAAUUGGGCCUGGAGGUGCAGAUCUCACGUUAAACCUGGGCCUCACUUUAUCAGGUGGCAAAGGAUCCCUGAAGAAUUUCACACAAUAUGAUGCAAAGGAGGUUGGAUUCAUUAGAGCUGUGACCAAGGUGCAGACAGCCCGCUUCAAGAUGAGAAGGGACAACGUUGUUUUGGAUGAAGAUGUGCUGCUCUCCCUGCAGGACCUCCCAGACACCUACAACUAUGGCAUGUAUGCCAAAUUCAUCAACGACUACGGCACCCACUUCAUGACAUCUGGCACCAUGGGGGGUGUCUUUGAGUACAUCCUUGUCAUCAAUAAGGAGGAAAUGCGAAGAAAAGCCAUCAGCAUCGAGGAGAUAAGUGCCUGUGUCGGUCUGUCCCUUGGCAUCACAGCCAGCAGGGAGAGCCUGGGUCUGGCUGCAGCUCUGACACACUCUGACUGCAAACAGAAAGGACUCCUGGACACUGAUGCUGAGAGCCACGGUGCAGUUGUGGAAGAUAUUAUUCCCCGGAUUAGAGGGGGAGAUACCAGUUACAGUGGAGGGCUCCUGAAGAGUUGGGAUGGCAAAAUGUAUCGUCACUGGGGCAGGUCAUUAAAAUAUAAUCCUGCUGUUAUUGAUUUCCAGCUGCAGCCCAUCCACGAAAUCCUCCGCCGGAGCAACCUGGGCAGCGUGGAGAGCAAAAUGCAGCACCUGAAGAGGGCUGUGGAUGAGUUCCUGCUGGAGUUCAGCCCCUGCCGCUGUGGGCCGUGCCACAACAACGGGGAGCCCGUGCUGGUGGGUGACAGCUGCUCCUGCCAGUGCCGCCCUGGCUACAGAGGACCUGCCUGCCAGCACACCGAGCGCCCAGGUGGUGAGACGGACGGGCGCUGGAGCUGCUGGUCGGGCUGGUCGCCGUGCCAGGCUGGGACAACACAGCGCAGCCGGCACUGCUCCAACCCUGCCCCGCGGCACGGCGGGCAGCCCUGCGCUGGGAGAGACCUCCAGAGCAGAGCCUGCUGACAGCCCAGCCUGCUGACAGCCCAAGGUGCCUGGGACGGGGUGCUUUGGAUCCUGGGCUGGGCUGUAAAUACGCCAGGAGCGCGGUGGAAUUACCCCUGGGAGGAAUUAUUGACCGGUGACGCGGUUCUGCAUAUGUCAAACCUGGCCAAGUGCUGCCAUGGUUUUGCCCCACCAGAUUCAUCCUUCCCAACACCCCACCAGAUCCAUCCCUCCCAACACCCCACCAGAUCCAUCCUUCCCGACACCCCACCAGUGAGCACAGGAGGUGGCACAGAAUCCACCCAAAGGGGCUGCUGGGUGACCACGGGGCUACGGCGUGUCGUGAAAUAAAUUCACCGCGAGUGUUUACACAACUGA
Molecule: messenger RNA, 2263 nt
Organism: Taeniopygia guttata (zebra finch)
Lineage: Eukaryota; Metazoa; Chordata; Aves; Passeriformes; Estrildidae
Gene: C8A
Product: complement C8 alpha chain
Biological process (GO): complement activation
Cellular component (GO): membrane attack complex
Molecular function (GO): protein binding
Source: RefSeq, a predicted model, not a curated record